Messenger RNA from Geodia barretti, 1272 nucleotides. NCBI's taxonomy places the organism in Eukaryota, Metazoa, Porifera, Demospongiae, Tetractinellida, Geodiidae. The record is from the annotation of a GenBank genome assembly.
ACCCCUGAGCAGUCAUGAGUUCGCCUAUGAAGCGUGCUUGGUACUACGCACACGGGCAAUCUCUGAUUCUGAAACUGCAUAGCCAGCCAUGGCCAAGGUGAGAAUGGCACGAAAAGAAGCAAUUUUGAUUGUCUAUAUGGUUGAAAGUACAAUAAAGAUGUUGAGUGGAACACACAUUACUGCCUUUGGAAUUGGGCACAUCAACACUGCCCAAACUUACCAGAAUGAGGCUGAGAUUGGAGUCGCUCUGCAGAAGUGUUUCGAGGAGGGUGUGUGCAAGAGAGAGGACCUCUUUGUUACUUCUGAACUCUGGUCAGGUAGCUAACAUGGAGAAGCAAUAUGUACUGCUGUCCUUGCAGAAGUCUCUAAAGAAACUCCAGCUAGACUACCUUGACCUCUUCCUUGUUUACUCACCAUUUGCAUUCUCCCACACAGUCACAGACUUGAAAAAUAUCGCAGAAGACGACAAGCUUGGUUACGAUGAGUGUCGCGUGGCAGGAGUGUGGGAGGUAAAGACAGUUGCUGUAGCUGUAUGUUGUAGCUAUUAUGCUAACAGUGAUUUGUUCAUACAGGGCAUGGAAGAGGCAGUGAGUGAAGGUCUGACUAGGGCCAUAGGUGUCUCCAACUUCACCAUCAGAAAUACAGAGGCACUCCUCAAGACUGCCAAGAUUGUACCAGCUGUCAACCAGGUGGUGUGCCACCCUCUCUUCCAGCAGAAUAAACUUAGAGAGUAUAUACUGUGAUACCAAAGGGAUUUUGAUUCAAGCCUAUUCGCCUCUUGGAAGUCCAGCACGUUGGGGAGUUCAGGCUUCUGAUCCCAUCGUUAUGGAGAAUCCAACCAUCAAAGAAAUAGCGGCUAAAAAAGGAGCCACAGCAGCACAGAUCUGCAUCUCGUUCCUCCUCCACCGAGGGUUUGUGGUGAUUCCAAAGUCAGUGACCCCUCACAGGAUCCAGGAGAACUUUGAGGCAACAAAAGUGUCCCUCACUGAGGAAGAGGUCCAAGCAUUGGUGGGCAUUGACAAGAAUCACCACCUCUUAAACAGUGUUGGAGCCUUUCUACCAAAAGGAGAGACAAUCGAGACAGCUUUUGAUGUGGAGCCUGACGAGAAGUUUGUCAUCCAACAAUGAAUCCUGGGACAGCUGUAGCUCUGUAGAUUUAGCCAUUUAACUACACCCUGCAUCUUAAAAAUUUGUUUAUCACUGUCUCAUGUCCAUACAAAAGUGUCAAUACACGAUUCUGUUGUGAAUAUAAUUAUAAUAAUUGUAAUAGUU